Molecule: messenger RNA, 900 nt
Organism: Quercus lobata
Lineage: Eukaryota; Viridiplantae; Streptophyta; Magnoliopsida; Fagales; Fagaceae
Product: ylmG homolog protein 1-2, chloroplastic-like
Exons: 1
Coding region: 76-756 (226 amino acids)
Biological process (GO): chloroplast fission
Cellular component (GO): chloroplast; membrane
Source: RefSeq, a predicted model, not a curated record
CUUCAGCCAGGGGAAUCGGGAGAUAAUCAUUCAUACAAAAAAAUCUUUACAUCUCUGAGAAACCAAAGAGGAAAAAUGGCUCCUCUAACUCUAAUCACCUCCCAAUCCAACCUCCUCCUCCGAACCCCUCUCCUCCUCCCACCACAAAACCUCACACCCAAUAUUCAUACUCACUCCUCUCCCCUUUCCCUUUCCCUAAACCAAAACCCCAAACCCUUCUCUCUCCGCCUCACCACCAAACGCAACCCAGCAACCCUUGUUGUUCUCUCUUCUACUUCUACUUCUACUUCUUCUUCCACCAUCCCAAACCCACAAAUCUCUCACUCAUCACCACUCACCAAAACUCUCACCACCAUAGCUUCCAUAGCCUUGCUUGUCCUCCCCAAAAUCAUUAUGGGCCCACAAUCUCACUUAGGCCUAGUAAGCUCAGUUGGGCCACUGUUCUUUGCGGCUCUGAAGGACAGGCCUUCUGGGUACCUGAACACGCCGCUCACGGUGGUGGCUGCUGGUUUGGCUAAGUGGCUUGAUAUCUAUAGUGGGGUUUUGAUGGUGAGGGUUUUGCUGAGUUGGUUUCCCAACAUUCCUUGGGACAGACAACCUUUGUCGGCAAUUCGUGACCUAUGUGAUCCUUAUCUCAAUCUGUUUCGGAACAUUAUUCCACCAAUCUUUGAUACUUUGGAUGUUAGUCCACUUUUGGCUUUUGCUGUAUUGGGCACGCUUGGCUCCAUUCUCAAUAGUAGCAGAGGAAUGUAUUGAUAAUUGAUUGGGUAUGGAAUCAAUUAGGUGUUUUUUUCUUUUCUUUUCUUGUUUUGGGUUUUGCAUUUUGUUAUGUCUCAAAUGUCAUGUAAGUCAUAUAUAAAUAGAUGAAUUUUGAGAGGUUUAGAACUUGUGGUUUGAUCA